Dreissena polymorpha is the source of this 12064-nucleotide messenger RNA. RefSeq names its product D-ribitol-5-phosphate cytidylyltransferase-like. The transcript has 13 exons. Gene Ontology annotation, cellular component: cytosol. Gene Ontology annotation, molecular function: D-ribitol-5-phosphate cytidylyltransferase activity. NCBI's taxonomy places the organism in Eukaryota, Metazoa, Mollusca, Bivalvia, Myida, Dreissenidae. Gene Ontology annotation, biological process: protein O-linked glycosylation via mannose; isoprenoid biosynthetic process. Bases 255 to 1415 code for a protein of 386 amino acids. The record is from RefSeq and is a predicted model, not a curated record.
AAAGACUCUGUAGUCAUCGCAGCAAAUCGUAAACGUUAUUUCGCUUGCAAAAAAGUAUUUUUAAUAAAUGUAAACCUCAAAAGCGUAUUUGAAAAGCAUCAUUAAAAGAACAAUGCAUACAUGAAUUUAACUUUAAAAAUAGUGUGAUUGGGUAUUCAAACUUAUUGAAGUAAUUUAUGCAAUACAUUUUCGCGAGUUAUAGUAGGCUACACACUACUAAACAUUGACUGAAAUCCAGACAGUUUUCCAUCAAGAUGUCAUCAGCAGAGCUUGCUGUCGGUGUUGUGUUGCCGGCAAGUGGUACAGGGGACAGGUUUAGCUGUCAGACUCCGAAGCAGUUUGCCUGCCUGCUGGACAAACCCAUAUUUUUUCACACAGUGAUGGCAUUUUACAGGUUUGACUGGGUACAAAACAUUGUCAUAAUAGUGAGUACAGAAUACAUUGACAGAGUGACAGCCAUGGUUGACUGCUUCAAAGACAAGGUGAAAGUUGUGCUCGGUAGCAACACCCGACAUAGAUCUAUCCGGGUGGGCGUUCAAGCAUUAUUGCAUGUCCAGCCUGUACCAGAUGUCGUGGUCAUUCACGAUGUAGUGAGACCAUUUUUUGAUGAAGAAGUUGUCAAGACCAUCGUUAAAAAUGCAUUUGUUCAUGGGGCAGCAGGUGUGACACGCCCUCUGGUUUCCACAGUAAUACAAGGUGACGAAAACGACAUGCUGACGGCAUCCCUUGACAGGAACCUGUACCGUGCCAGUGAGAUGCCACAAGCAUUCAAGUAUGGGGUUAUCAAGGAGGCCUAUGAAAAAGCUGAUGAGAAUGACCUCGACUUUGGUACAGAGUGUCUAUUCCUGGCCCUCAAACACUGCCAAACCCCGGCAAAAUUGAUUCCUGGACCGGACAGUCUAUGGAAGAUUACAUACAAAAAAGAUCUCUACGCAGCUGAAGGCAUUAUGAAAGAGACGGGUAUUUGCGUGUGCAUUCAGUCAGUAACAGGCAGUGCCAGUGAAAUUGUCCUGCAGUGUUUGGAACAUCAUAUCUCAGAAAAAGGCCUCUCCUGCAAACGGGUCAGUGAGGUGUCAUCGGAUUUCAACACUUACGUGUUUGUGCACACAGAAAAAUCUGACAUUAUGACAAUGCUUGAAACCAUGUCACAAGAGGUCUGCGACUGCCACAGAAGACACAAAUAUGAAAUAGUCAAGCCAUGUGUGAUUCACGUGUAUGCUGGAAAUCUUUGUGAUACCGAAACGGAGAGAGAAUUUAGUGAAACCAUCACAAAAUUGUCUAAAGACCAGUGUAGCGUGCUUUGGUAUGGAGCAGUUUGCCAGAGCACCUGUGGCAGGCUUGGGAAAAUGGUGGCGAGUCUCUGUUGGACAAGAGAAGACAGUUUCUCAGGACAGACAUUUGUACUUCAUUCAUGACGUCUACUAACAGUUGACCAAUGUGUCAUGGACAACAGAGGAAAAACUAUAUCAAUAGUACCUUACCUGCUUUUGAAGAUCACGUGUGAAAUCGAAAGUUAAGAACAUGGGUAUUGUUUUCUUAUGGAUCUUGCAACACAUUGAGCCUCUAUCUGGAAAAUCUGGGAUUAAUGCAUGUUUGUGAAGUGUCGUCCCAGAUAAGCCUGUGCAUGCAGUCAGCACAGUUUGAUCAGUGACAACUAUGACUAUUUUUAUGCCCCCCUUCGAAGAUGAGGGGGUAUAUUGUUUUGCACAUGUCCGUCGGUCGGUCUGUCGGUCCACCAGAUGGUUUCCGGAUGAUAACUCAAGAACGCUUAGGCCUAGGAUCAUGAAACCUUAUAGGUACAUUGAUCAUGACUGGCAGAUGACCCUUAUUGAUUUUCAGGUCACUAGGUCAAAGGUCAAGGUCACAGUGACUGGAAAUAGUAAAAUGGUUUCCGGAUGAUAACUCAAGAAUGCUUAGGCCUAGGAUCAUGAAACUUCAUAGGUACAUUGAUCAUGACUGGCAGAUGACCCUUACUGAUUUUCAGGUCACUAGUUUUUUAAGUUUUCACAGUACAGAGGUAUCCUCCUCCAGUUAAUCCUAAAAAAAGUAAUUCGGAAGAUACAACAAAAAUGGUUUCAAUUAUUGAACUAACAUACAGUUACCAAAGGUAUGGGGGCCUUGUAAGUAUUAAUCUAUGAAAAUUAUGAUACUUUGACUUUAAAUUUGUUUAAUGAUGUUUAUUGAGACAAGUCAAUGGAUGACAAUCUAUUCCAGCAACUAGAUGGAAAAAAGUUUCAGAGGCUAUCUGCAGCAAACCAGUAGGUGUUCAAUUUAAAUCAGUUUUUGUUCAGGCUCGUCGUUGGCAAUCUUUUCUGGGAUGAGAUGGAACUAAAUUCUGAGGCUGUCUUCAAUCAACCAGUAGGUGUUCCAUUGACCACUGGGUCUUACUGCUUGUCUAAGGUGUAAGGUAGAGUAAAAAGAUAUGUAAGGUAGAGUAAAUAGAUAUGUAAGGUAGAGUAAAUAGAUAUGUAAGGUAGAGUAAGUAGAUAUGUAAGGUAGAUUGAGUAGAUAUGUAAGGUAGAGUAAAUAGAUAUGUAAGGUAGAGUAAGUAGAUAUGUAAGGUAGAGUAAGUAGAUAUGUAAGGUAGACUAUGUAGAUAUGUAAGGUAGAGUAAGUAGAUAUGUAAGGUAGAGUAAGUAGAUAUAUAAGGUAGAGUAAGUAGAUAUGUAAGGUAGAGUUAGUGUUUUUUCCAGGCCGUUUUAGCGUGGCGAAUCGCCAUGCCCCUUUUUUGUAGCGCCACGCUGCCCCUUUCAAAGCCAUUUAGCGCCACGCUGCCCUUUCCAAAGACCGCCGCCAUGCCCUUUCAUGAGUACCCGCUGUUUUCUGUCCAUAUUGAUAACCUCUUGACUUAAGUUCUAAGCCGACUAGUAUCAGAUUAUGGCCUCCGAGGCAGCGCAUUUGUGAAUAAGUCAUGCGUGAAUAACCCCAUGUCAGUAUCAAUUGAUAUGUUAUACCACUAAUCGGUCGGUAAUGUGUAUUCCUCCACGAUAAAAUCAUGGACUGUUACUUCGGAGACUUUUGAUGAAAAGCUCGAUGUUAUCCUCGUGGCAUUUCAUACAUAAUUCAGUUAUAUCAAAACAUAUAUUUUUCGGCGUAAGCUGCAUAAGCCAGCUUGUCACCUUAGCCUGACCUUUGAAAGUGUCCAAUAAAAUUCCAAUAAAAUUUCCCGCGGCUAGGUACGAAUGAAUACACUUCAUUUAUUCCAUUGGCUGAUUUGAGUAUACCACCAGAACAUUGGAAACAUAUCCGCGUCUUUGUAACACUGUUUUACUGUAUGAAACAAUUUUAUCUCGAAUGAAAAGGCUUAAUAGAUAGAACAGUUUUACACUCAAUUCUCGACAUCAAUACAGUUUGUGCGUACACCUUUUAUUUUCAGAGUAUUACCAGCGCAAGAGCGUUUAUACUUAAAAGGCUAUGUUCUCAUAUUUAGUACUUACUUCCUUAUUCCUGUCAACAUGUUAACAUGUAAAAGUAUAAAGAGCAAUGGAAGCGAGGCCUCACUUUAAAGCAUUGCAUUUCAACCCGCGAGGUAUAUUGGGUCAAUUCGCGGACAUUCAGAGUUUAUAUACAGGUCAUCACCGGAGUUGGCGGCCAGUAAAAUAAUCGUUAUAUAAUAAAGACGCUAUCCGUGAACUAGGUGACCUGGAAUUUUCUUUAGACCACAAAAUUUGUUAAAUGAAGAUAUUCAGCAAUAUAAUUAUGGUAUGUAAAUAAUAGAUUCUUAAUGUGUUUUCAACAAUACAAUGAUAAAUAUUAUUGUUGAUAAAUUUAACAAUAAUUAUUCGUCCAUAUUGCCUAAUGUACUAAAGUGAUAUUAUGAGCAUGUAACAGUUUAUAGGUGUCUAUCGCAACCGUUGAUUAUUUUUGAUGUUUCUACUUCAUAUACACUUAUAUUAAUUAAUGCAGCAUCAUCAUACUAAAACAAUAUACCAGAAAGAGAAAAAUAAUGCAUUUGAAUAUCAACCGUACUUUCGUUUGACAACUGAUCAUGCGUUUACGAGUUGAACCUAAAUUUAGUUUUAGUGCAGAUUUGUUAAUACGACACAAAGACACGAAAUUGUUUUACGGAUCAUUUCAGCUUACAGGACUGGGUGGGUCACGUAAGAAUAUCGAAUAUAAAAUAUAUUUUUAUAAACAACUGGUAGCAAGGUGAGUUGCAGAUAAUUAAUCAGUAACCACAUUUUAACUAACUAUUUUGACCUGUUAAUUCUUUUCAGCUCAAUUCAACAGUGCAAAAUGCCCAUAAUAUCACUUUAAGCAUUAGCACGAUGAUAAUUGAUACUGUUAAUAAUCGAAUCAAAUAGCAAUGCCCGACAAACCACUAAAACAGGUUUGUUCGAAGAACGCGCCUAUAAAUACGGAUACUUCUCGUGUGGCCGGUUGACUCAUAUGUUUAAAUUUCACUUCCAUUCUUCUUUUGGUUUUCUGUUUUGUAUCAAUAGGUUUAUGACCAGCAAUAUGUUAUAAUGUAAAAUAAGCCGCGAAAACUCCCCGUAACAUCCCGUACUGCGUGUGAUGCAGCUAAGAACUGCACAGAAAAAGACAUUCGCUAUACUUGAUCUCAUUCAUUAAACUAUUUACGCCGUAUAUCUUUUUUAAAGAUAUUUCUUGUUACCCAUAAUUACAUUUAAAAACACAAACAAAUUAAUUAUUUAUCGAUAUCGUCUUAAAGAUAAUUAAUUAUUGAAUUAAUUACUGAGACGUAUACUAAUUAAACAAAGUGAGAAUCGCGUAUUAGGCGGACGUAUUAGACGAUUUUACGUUGCUAUGCGCACCUGUCGCUUACAUCAUUUGACAUUUUGACAACAUGGCGGACAUACAGAAUUAAAUUGUGACUCGGCAAACAUGGCAAAUAACGUCGUAAACGAUCGAAUUAACGAUGGAGAUUAUACAUUCAGAAGGAAUUUCUGUGAUAAUCAACGAUGCAUAAACAUGUUUUGAUAGCAACAACAUACUUAUUUGUAAUCUACUCAGAUUACAUGGGCCCACAUGGGCCACGCCCACCUAAAAUUGCCUUUUACUAUAAUUUCUUCAUUUCUACACCGAUUCACUUCAAAUUGAUACUGAACCUCUCUUAUGACAAUACAGUUAAUCUCAACUAUGCAUGGCCCCAUUACCAACCCUGGGGCGCCCCGCCCACAUAGGCCACGCCCACCCAAAAUUGCCUUUUACUAUAAUUUCUUCAUUUCUACACCGAUUCACUUCAAAUUGAUACUGAACCUCUUUUAUGACAAUACAGUCAAUCUCAACUAUACAUGGCCUCAUAUCCAACCCUGGGUCGUCCUGGCCACUUAGGCCACGCCCACCCAAAAUUGCCUUUUACUAUAAUUUCUUCAUUUCUACACCGAUUUACUUCAAAGUGAUACUGAACAUCUCUUAUGACAAUACGGUCAAUCUCAACUAUGUAUAGCCCCAUUACCAACCCUGGGGCGCCCCGCCCAUAAUAGGCCACACCCACCCAAAAUUGUCUUUCUCCCCACGCUUUUUGAAAUGCGUGGGGAUAUUGUGGUUAUCUCCGUCUGUCCGUCCGUCCUGGCCACUAUCUCGUCCUACACUAUUAGCACUAGAACCUUGAAACUUACACACAUGGCAGCUGUGAGCAUAAGAGCGACCCUGCACUUUUUGGAAUUUUGAUCUUACCCAUCAGGGGUGGCGAAAUCUCAAAAAACUAUACUGGUCCACGGACAACAAUUUAUGAAAUUUAACUUGUCCGUUGCUGAACUACUGUUGCCGUUAAAUUAUAAACGCAUUUAUUGUUAUACCUACACAUGUACCAUUCUAAUCAGAUAAAAUAGUGGCCAGUUUCUUAGAAAACUGAUGAUGGCAACGGUGUAAUCCUCGUGGAAAUUGUGCAUUUCAUGCGUAAUAUUGUCAAAACAUUUUUUCAUCACGUUAAGCGUUUUAACAAAGACUCGUUGAAUUAAUUACACACAACUGUAAACGUUUUGUUUUAUUCUCAAAUGAGCAUAAGUAAAUGUGUAAUCCGACAAACACUUCUGAAUAUAAUGACAGCCAUUUCCAUAUGCAACGGAACUAUCCGGCAAUGCUCGAAUUUGUAUGAAAUAACAUGAGAAAAAAAUGAUGCUAGAAUUUAGCCAACAUUUGGUAUGGGAAGGUAUAAAACCCGGAAAUGUCCGGAAAACCCUGAAUUCGUUUAGGUAAAACCCAGAAAAGGUAAAAAUGGUUAUAAAUGCAUUAUUAUAUGUAUUAUAAUGGUACUGUUGGAAAGAAGAGCCUCCAAAGCUUCUAACGAUGUAAACAUAUUGUAUGGCAGGGUCGGGGUCGGUCUGUAAAUUGCGGUCAAAGUCCGUCUACUUUUAGUGUUUUUUUUUCGCACACAAAAAAUGCCUAAUGGAAAACCCGGAAAAGGUAAAAGUGAUUUAGAGUAAACAGUUUUAUUUAUUCGAUAUUAAUUAUAAUGGUACCUUUGUAAAGAGGAUCCUGAUAAGUGCCUACGAAUGAUUUUGAUAUAUAUCUUAUAUUGAGGGUAAAUAGUAUAUAUGAUGGCAUUUGUUGUCGUGAGAGCAAUAAGGAAAAGACAGCGGGAGGUUUGACUAUUUUCCCUCAUGAUCUUAUUUCUGGAGUUAACUUAUUAUUUUAUUAAAAACAUGCGACGUUGUUUUUGUUUCAUUUCAUUGUGCCUUAGAAAGUUACAGUUAUGUUGCUCUGGUGAACAUACAACCAUUGCGUAGCUGAAUAGUUUAAUCAAAUUAAGCGUAUUCUCUUUUAUUGUAGUUUGAUUGAAAUUGUCAUGCAAUUAGCUUAAUUAGUGUUUUGCUUUUGAAGUUUUGUUUUUCUUUUGGCAAAGUGUAAUGUUUCGGCGCCCUUAAACCGGGUCUAAACCUCAGGCUAUCCGUUGCUUUGCAUUGGCCAUGUUAAUGCGGUGACCCCAGUGUGUGUCGUGUUUUUUGUCAUGUGUCUAAUUAAAUUGCAAUUGGCCACAUGCCUCAAAUGACCGGCCUUGUUUUGACGAUACAAUAAUUUCCUGCAGAUGCAACUUGAUAUUAACGUUAUUUAUAAUUGAUAUUGGACUCGAAUCUGUUAGUUCAUCCAUAAUACACAAUUAUUAAACAGCGUACAUUCAUCAACAUAAUUCGCUAAACGUGAUAUGAAGCGAUGUAUCUUAUUAGAAUUUUCAAAACCCUAUUGUGAGUGUUUCCAAAAUAAUCGUACAUUAUGAUAGUAUGACGACAUUUUGUACAAUCGUGACAGACGCGUUAACCAAUUAUAUUUGCGUAAAUUUCUUGUAUUGCCCUCUUUUUGUUAUUAUUGAUGAAAACACGAAGCUUCAUAUCACGUUCGGUUAUCUCUAGCGCCACCUCUGUUUGGAGUUGUAUUAUUUAUUGAGUCAACUAUACUUCCAAGAUGGUACUUGUAACCGAAAGUAAAAAUGAAGAUAAGUAUGUUUAUAUGUCUUCGACGAUAUCACAAGUCCCCUAAAUGUAACAUGUGGAAAACAGCAAUUAAGAUUAAAGAAACCUCAGCUAAUGUAGGUUACGUCAUGCACAACACGUGUAAAACAUUGCCCAAUUACCGGGGUCUUUGUGCCGAUGUCGUUUGAACCGAUAACGAACACAACAACCUGUAAUGAUGGUUUAAUGUACAAUGAACAUGAUUUGAUGUGAAUAAAAGAUAAUAUAUCCCUUUUCCGUAUAUACAAGAGAAAUUGAGAAAAAUAAGUUUCAGUCUCGUGAAAAUGUGACAUUUUAUGUCGUGGGGACAAAGCAGGAUGAAGAUCCUUAUCGCGCAUGCAUACCACCGCUUUAGUUUUACAUGAAAUUGGUGGGGUUAUCAAAGGGGAGGGGCGGAGACGGGCACAAAUCUUGACCAAAGCGUGACCAAACGAUCGUUAUAUGGGCAUUCAUAACGUUGAAUAUAAGUGACACGAGUGUGGUGCUUUAUACAAAUUUCGGUUUGGGGGGCUCAUAAAAUGUAUUUGAAAAUCUUAACAAGUAUUAUCAAAGUACAGAAUCCGGAUAGUGCCAUUAAUAAUCUCGUCCUCCUUUCAUUACGGGCGAUAGAACAAGUAAUAUCAAGAAACAUGAUGGUUAUAAUGACGUUUCUAUGGUGCUUUUUUUCAAUAACAAAUAUGUGUCACUAUGAGUUGUGUAUUGGCUGCAGCGAAUCUACCGUGUAUCUCAUUUCUGGAGAAGACCCUAUCAGCAGCUAGGCCAGUGUUGACCAAUUCACAAUGAAUUAACUAAUAAGGAUCUUGUGUAUUCAUUUUUGAUACAGUGUAUUCAUGGCUCAAAUCUCAUUAUUACUGGUAUGACACACCGUAAAUUGUACGACUAAACAAUGCAAAUGAAAAUAAAUCCAGAAACAGAAACUUAAGUGAAAUGGCGAGUUGAUACGGAUUAAACUGUAUAUAGUUCAAUAUAAGUAUUUACAAAUAUACACAAUCGAUCUUUAAAAAAUAACAGAAUUGAGUUUUACACUCAAUUCUCGACAUCAAUACAGUUUGUGCGUACACCUUUUAUUUUCAGAGUAUUACCAGCGCAAGAGCGUUUAUACUUAAAAGGCUAUGUUCUCAUAUUUAGUACUUACUUCCUUAUUCCUGUCAACAUGUUAACAUGUAAAAGUAUAAAGAGCAAUGGAAGCGAGGCCUCACUUUAAAGCAUUGCAUUUCAACCCGCGAGGUAUAUUGGGUCAAUUCGCGGACAUUCAGAGUUUAUAUACAGGUCAUCACCGGAGUUGGCGGCCAGUAAAAUAAUCGUUAUAUAAUAAAGACGCUAUCCGUGAACUAGGUGACCUGGAAUUUUCUUUAGACCACAAAAUUUGUUAAAUGAAGAUAUUCAGCAAUAUAAUUAUGGUAUGUAAAUAAUAGAUUCUUAAUGUGUUUUCAACAAUACAAUGAUAAAUAUUAUUGUUGAUAAAUUUAACAAUAAUUAUUCGUCCAUAUUGCCUAAUGUACUAAAGUGAUAUUAUGAGCAUGUAACAGUUUAUAGGUGUCUAUCGCAACCGUUGAUUAUUUUUGAUGUUUCUACUUCAUAUACACUUAUAUUAAUUAAUGCAGCAUCAUCAUACUAAAACAAUAUACCAGAAAGAGAAAAAUAAUGCAUUUGAAUAUCAACCGUACUUUCGUUUGACAACUGAUCAUGCGUUUACGAGUUGAACCUAAAUUUAGUUUUAGUGCAGAUUUGUUAAUACGACACAAAGACACGAAAUUGUUUUACGGAUCAUUUCAGCUUACAGGACUGGGUGGGUCACGUAAGAAUAUCGAAUAUAAAAUAUAUUUUUAUAAACAACUGGUAGCAAGGUGAGUUGCAGAUAAUUAAUCAGUAACCACAUUUUAACUAACUAUUUUGACCUGUUAAUUCUUUUCAGCUCAAUUCAACAGUGCAAAAUGCCCAUAAUAUCACUUUAAGCAUUAGCACGAUGAUAAUUGAUACUGUUAAUAAUCGAAUCAAAUAGCAAUGCCCGACAAACCACUAAAACAGGUUUGUUCGAAGAACGCGCCUAUAAAUACGGAUACUUCUCGUGUGGCCGGUUGACUCAUAUGUUUAAAUUUCACUUCCAUUCUUCUUUUGGUUUUCUGUUUUGUAUCAAUAGGUUUAUGACCAGCAAUAUGUUAUAAUGUAAAAUAAGCCGCGAAAACUCCCCGUAACAUCCCGUACUGCGUGUGAUGCAGCUAAGAACUGCACAGAAAAAGACAUUCGCUAUACUUGAUCUCAUUCAUUAAACUAUUUACGCCGUAUAUCUUUUUUAAAGAUAUUUCUUGUUACCCAUAAUUACAUUUAAAAACACAAACAAAUUAAUUAUUUAUCGAUAUCGUCUUAAAGAUAAUUAAUUAUUGAAUUAAUUACUGAGACGUAUACUAAUUAAACAAAGUGAGAAUCGCGUAUUAGGCGGACGUAUUAGACGAUUUUACGUUGCUAUGCGCACCUGUCGCUUACAUCAUUUGACAUUUUGACAACAUGGCGGACAUACAGAAUUAAAUUGUGACUCGGCAAACAUGGCAAAUAACGUCGUAAACGAUCGAAUUAACGAUGGAGAUUAUACAUUCAGAAGGAAUUUCUGUGAUAAUCAACGAUGCAUAAACAUGUUUUGAUAGCAACAACAUACUUAUUUGUAAUCUACUCAGAUUACAUGGGCCCACAUGGGCCACGCCCACCUAAAAUUGCCUUUUACUAUAAUUUCUUCAUUUCUACACCGAUUCACUUCAAAUUGAUACUGAACCUCUCUUAUGACAAUACAGUUAAUCUCAACUAUGCAUGGCCCCAUUACCAACCCUGGGGCGCCCCGCCCACAUAGGCCACGCCCACCCAAAAUUGCCUUUUACUAUAAUUUCUUCAUUUCUACACCGAUUCACUUCAAAUUGAUACUGAACCUCUUUUAUGACAAUACAGUCAAUCUCAACUAUACAUGGCCUCAUAUCCAACCCUGGGUCGUCCUGGCCACUUAGGCCACGCCCACCCAAAAUUGCCUUUUACUAUAAUUUCUUCAUUUCUACACCGAUUUACUUCAAAGUGAUACUGAACAUCUCUUAUGACAAUACGGUCAAUCUCAACUAUGUAUAGCCCCAUUACCAACCCUGGGGCGCCCCGCCCAUAAUAGGCCACACCCACCCAAAAUUGUCUUUCUCCCCACGCUUUUUGAAAUGCGUGGGGAUAUUGUGGUUAUCUCCGUCUGUCCGUCCGUCCUGGCCACUAUCUCGUCCUACACUAUUAGCACUAGAACCUUGAAACUUACACACAUGGCAGCUGUGAGCAUAAGAGCGACCCUGCACUUUUUGGAAUUUUGAUCUUACCCAUCAGGGGUGGCGAAAUCUCAAAAAACUAUACUGGUCCACGGACAACAAUUUAUGAAAUUUAACUUGUCCGUUGCUGAACUACUGUUGCCGUUAAAUUAUAAACGCAUUUAUUGUUAUACCUACACAUGUACCAUUCUAAUCAGAUAAAAUAGUGGCCAGUUUCUUAGAAAACUGAUGAUGGCAACGGUGUAAUCCUCGUGGAAAUUGUGCAUUUCAUGCGUAAUAUUGUCAAAACAUUUUUUCAUCACGUUAAGCGUUUUAACAAAGACUCGUUGAAUUAAUUACACACAACUGUAAACGUUUUGUUUUAUUCUCAAAUGAGCAUAAGUAAAUGUGUAAUCCGACAAACACUUCUGAAUAUAAUGACAGCCAUUUCCAUAUGCAACGGAACUAUCCGGCAAUGCUCGAAUUUGUAUGAAAUAACAUGAGAAAAAAAUGAUGCUAGAAUUUAGCCAACAUUUGGUAUGGGAAGGUAUAAAACCCGGAAAUGUCCGGAAAACCCUGAAUUCGUUUAGGUAAAACCCAGAAAAGGUAAAAAUGGUUAUAAAUGCAUUAUUAUAUGUAUUAUAAUGGUACUGUUGGAAAGAAGAGCCUCCAAAGCUUCUAACGAUGUAAACAUAUUGUAUGGCAGGGUCGGGGUCGGUCUGUAAAUUGCGGUCAAAGUCCGUCUACUUUUAGUGUUUUUUUUCGCACACAAAAAAUGCCUAAUGGAAAACCCGGAAAAGGUAAAAGUGAUUUAGAGUAAACAGUUUUAUUUAUUCGAUAUUAAUUAUAAUGGUACCUUUGUAAAGAGGAUCCUGAUAAGUGCCUACGAAUGAUUUUGAUAUAUAUCUUAUAUUGAGGGUAAAUAGUAUAUAUGAUGGCAUUUGUUGUCGUGAGAGCAAUAAGGAAAAGACAGCGGGAGGUUUGACUAUUUUCCCUCAUGAUCUUAUUUCUGGAGUUAACUUAUUAUUUUAUUAAAAACAUGCGACGUUGUUUUUGUUUCAUUUCAUUGUGCCUUAGAAAGUUACAGUUAUGUUGCUCUGGUGAACAUACAACCAUUGCGUAGCUGAAUAGUUUAAUCAAAUUAAGCGUAUUCUCUUUUAUUGUAGUUUGAUUGAAAUUGUCAUGCAAUUAGCUUAAUUAGUGUUUUGCUUUUGAAGUUUUGUUUUUCUUUUGGCAAAGUGUAAUGUUUCGGCGCCCUUAAACCGGGUCUAAACCUCAGGCUAUCCGUUGCUUUGCAUUGGCCAUGUUAAUGCGGUGACCCCAGUGUGUGUCGUGUUUUUUGUCAUGUGUCUAAUUAAAUUGCAAUUGGCCACAUGCCUCAAAUGA